GCAGUACCUGCUGUAAUUUACAAACAACAAAAAGGAGGCGCGUCGCUGUUUGGCAACGAACGCUUCGGGACCGCUGUGUGGCGGACUCUGCUCUGAAAAGCAACGAAUUAACAAAAUUAUUACCCACGGACUUAUCAGUCCCAAGUUCAACCGUCGUGUUCCGUACCUUGUCUCGCUGUCUACGUCACGCCGUUCUAGUAGAGCGCCGCACCGCAAGCCCCGGUUGCGCCUUUAUUUCGGACCAAUGGGAAGGCGUUCCUUUAACUGUAGUAUAAAAACCGUCGGCGAUGGUCCGACAAGCUCAAGUUACUCGCGAGGCACGGCAAUUAGAAUUUUGAACGCUCGUUCGGUUUUUAGAGGGAAAUUUGAUCGAUUCCGAUUCGAGGGUGUCGCGGUGAUAGAGUUCUAUCAGCUUAAUCCUCUGAUUAAAGGGUAAUUUUUCGGGAGUUUGGUACGAUGGGUAAAGGUGGAGAUACGUUCAUUUCCGACUCGAGUGCGCAACUUGAAACCGGCAUCAAAAGAAAAACCGCUCCGUCGGCCGCUUUUACUGGUAAAUUGGCCUUUGCUAUUGCGGCGGCAGCGUUGGGUUCAUCAUUUCAACAUGGUUACAACACAGGGGUGCUCAAUAAUCCUCAACAGGUUAUUGAAAGUUGGAUCAAAGGCAGUAUGACGAAUCGAACAGGAAAAAUUCCGACUCAGGAAAAUGUUACAUUCGUAUUCUCUUUGAUGACCUCAGUGUUUUGCAUAGGCGGAAUGAUUGGAGGAGCAACUACAGGACUUGUUGCUGACAAAUUCGGCCGAAAAUUGGGCCUUCUACUCAACAACAUACUGGUAAUUCUCGCUGUUAUCUGCGAAGCCUCGUCCAAAGCCCUGACUUCGUACGAGCUAAUUAUAUUGGGUCGUUUCCUCAUCGGCGUCAAUUCCGGUCUGAACGCCGGCCUGGCGCCCAUGUACUUAGCAGAAAUAUCGCCGAUAAACCUUAGAGGAGCCGUCGGCACCGUGUACCAGCUCGUCAUUACCAUCUCCAUCUUGGUCGCGCAAGUUCUCGGCUUGAAGAAUAUUUUAGGAACCGACGAUUUGUGGAUCACGCUGCUCGCCAUGACGAUCGUUCCGGCCAUCUUCCAGUUGAUAACUCUACCGUUCUGUCCCGAGUCGCCCAAGUUCAUACUCUCGUCGAAGGGCAACGAAAACCAAGCCAGAAAGGCGCUGUCGUGGUUCCGAGGAACGAUGGACGUCCACGAGGAAAUGGACGUGAUGAAAGCCGAAUCCGAGGCGCUCAAACUGAUACCCAAAACCACCGUUAGGGAACUCGUCACGAACAGCACCUUGAGAAUACCUCUGAUCAUUUCUCUUACUGUGAUGAUCGCCCAACAAUUGUCUGGAAUCAACGCCGUCAUGUUCUUUUCGAGCACCAUCUUCGGUAUGGCCGGUCUGACUGGCGACAGCCCCACGUACGCCACCUUGGCCAUGGGCGGAAUCAACGUGAUGAUGACCGUGGUGUCCUUGUUCCUCGUGGAAAGGGCCGGAAGAAAGACAUUGCUGCUUGUUGGUUUUGGUGGAAUGGCUGUUGAUACUCUUCUACUUACCAUUGGAAUGCUCUUUGCUCAUACCGGAUCAACGGCCGGCAUCUUCUGCGUUAUCUUCGUUCUAAUCUUCGUGGUGAUGUUCGCUAUCGGGCCUGGUUCCAUCCCGUGGUUCUUGGUUUCGGAAUUGUUCAACCAAUCGGCGCGUCCCACUGCAACUUCGUUGGCUGUUUGCAUUAACUGGACGGCGAAUUUCAUCGUCGGCUUGGCCUUCUUGCCGUUAAAGGAUUCAAUCGGUUCGUACGUAUUCUUAAUAUUCUUCGUUCUGCAAGUGGUUUUCUUCGUGUUCAUCUACAAGAAAGUGCCGGAGACCAAGAACAAAACGUUGGAGGAAAUCACGGCCAUGUUCAGGCAGCAGUCCUACCAGUAAACUAACCAGUAUAACCAUGUACCUUGUAUAACUUAUAUGCGUGUUGCAUCGUGACUGAUAGAACAGUAUGUAAAUACUUUUAAUGCAAGAGGAAAAAUAGGUGGGUCAAUAGCAACGAACAUUGCGAUGGCGGCAACUGAAACGAGACAAAACCGAAUCCAUGACUUUUCUAAUUUAUGACAAUAAAUUUGAAUUUAUAGUUUGUAGAUAACUUUUCGUUUCGGUUGUCCUCGACGGAUUGAUAAGACUGUUUAACCAAACGUGUAGAAUAUAAAUUACUUAAAUACAAUUAAAUCCUUAAAAUUCUGAAUCAGGAUAAUUAAACAAACUUCAAUCUACUUAAUUAUUGAAGAUUUCUGGGCUGCUUAAUUUCGGGUUGGGGAUAUUUUGGAUGAGCUGUUAGACAGUUGCUGUGUGGCUGUACCUAUUUUGAACAUUCAAAUGGUGAACUCAAUAUUUUAGCUUCAUGUUAGUUGAAUUCGAAAUUAUUUAUUUUUGAUACUUGGUGUGAAUAAUGAGCUCCAGAAGAACUGGACAAUCGAGUUCAUAGCGAAUCUCUCCAGUGAUUCU
Messenger RNA from Phyllotreta striolata, 2523 nucleotides. Lineage: Eukaryota; Metazoa; Arthropoda; Insecta; Coleoptera; Chrysomelidae. The record is from the annotation of a GenBank genome assembly.